Cucurbitaria berberidis CBS 394.84 is the source of this 867-nucleotide messenger RNA. RefSeq lists its product as uncharacterized. The coding region runs from base 1 to 867 and encodes 288 amino acids. The transcript has 2 exons. Lineage: Eukaryota; Fungi; Ascomycota; Dothideomycetes; Pleosporales; Cucurbitariaceae. The record is from RefSeq and is a predicted model, not a curated record.
AUGGCUACCCCACCAUCUGUCAACCCCAUAUAUCACGACCCCACCCAGACCCGCAGUCGCCGCAGCUCUAGCCGAAAAAGCUUUGCUUCGACGCUCUCCAGGUCUUCCUCUCAACUCGACUCCCCCCGCACUGCUUGCCCCAAGGACGGCGAUGCCUUCAGCUACGACCCCGCCCAUCUUCGCAUUUGGUAUCUCCCGCAGGAGCUCUGGCACCGUCUUCCGGCUCAACUCCAGUCGACCCUGGCCGCUGUGCAGCACUCUGGAGCAGCUGUUCUGACUGGCUUCGGGCGUCUGGACAAGCACACGGAGGACCUUGACAGCGACCAUCUGGAUCACAAGGUAGAUGAGCUGUUGGUGCACCUUGACGAUCUUCCGCUCCCCAAACUCCGCACCAUCAGCAAUGCCAGCAGCCUCUUCCAAUCAGACUUCUCCUCCCCAUUCACUGCUGGCUCUUCGGGUUCACAGUCAGGCUGCACUUCUCCCGUAACGUCAACUGGCUUCACGCUGUCACAGCCCAUGUGCCCCGCGUCGCCCAUCUCCCUAGGCCCCCCUGAGCUUUCGGACAAGCGUAAGCCCUCUCGUGACCGCUCCUUCUCCAUACCGCUUGAGCCGCACGACGCCUACUACGUGACCGAGCUUUCGCACCUGCGUACUGAAGCCCUUCCCCGUCUCCGUCACAAGUGUCACAAGGUGGACACGGAGUGGUAUGAGACCAAGCGCACUGGAUCCCUGGCCGCAGAUGAUGUCAACGCCUUUGAGAACUGGUGGGCUGAGAAAAAGUGCAUCGUUCUGAGCCUCAACGAGAAGGGCAAGAGUCUCGCAACUGCCCAUGGCCUUCCCAACACGGGCAUGGGCUGGCAGCCGUAG